Messenger RNA from Loxodonta africana (African savanna elephant), 4307 nucleotides. RefSeq names its product putative killer cell immunoglobulin-like receptor like protein KIR3DP1. The transcript has 11 exons. The coding region runs from base 1142 to 2575 and encodes 477 amino acids. NCBI's taxonomy places the organism in Eukaryota, Metazoa, Chordata, Mammalia, Proboscidea, Elephantidae. The record is from RefSeq and is a predicted model, not a curated record.
CUUCCUGUAAAAGGAAGAGGUUAUCAUCAGACUGAUAUUGUCAGUCUUUUAUGAGGGCUUCUCAGCUCAGGCUGUUCCAUAAUGAGGAAUCCUCUGUCCUCAUGUGAAUAUUGUCCAGUUAUCCGUGCUGCAUGCAGGAGGCCUGGGCUGAGACACUGCCAUGAUCCCCAGGCUCAUUUUCCUGCCUUUCCUUGGUGAGUGCUGCUUAGGAAACUUAUGUAGGAAGUGGGAAAGGGAGAGCAAUGUAAAUACUGAGGUUCAUAACCUGGGCCCCUCUCCUGGGACACUUCCUUCAUAUGUUCCUAGGGUCAGGUUGUCACAGAGGGAUCUCUCAUAUGGCCACCUUUCCUUACCCCAUACCCAACUCAGUGACUAGUGGUCAGGUGAUUGAGCAUCUCUGGAUUACAGGGUAGCCAUCCCUUACUAGGCAUUAUCAUUCUCAAGACUUUUCCUGGAUCCAAACAUUUGUACCCAGAAUGGUGAGUCUUUUCUCCAUGUUUCUCCCAGACAGCUCUGAGUUGGACCGAAGGCACUAUGAGAGAAGAUUCAGGAUCAUUGGACUAAUUUCAGUCCUCAGCUUGCACUGUCUCGACCUUACACUCUUCAAUUUAUUUUUUGUCCUUAACCUUUGUACCAAUUUUUUUGGGGGGAGGGGGGCAGGAAAUCUUUGUCCUGCCCUAGACAGAAUCUAGAAUUCCAGCCUUCUCCCAUGAGUACAGUUGAAUCAGGAGUCUUCAAGUACACACUGUAUCUGACUGUUCAUCCAGGCCCCCAAGUGACCUCAGGAAGGAAUGUGACCCUCCUUCAUCACUCAGAUCAUCACUGUGACAUCCUCCAUCUGUACAAAGAUGGAAGAAAUACUUUCACCCAGAACUGUUUCCAUCAGGAUUGUAACAUCUUUCUCAUCUUCUCUGGGACUCUGGCCCAUAGGGGGACCUACAGAUGCUAUGGUCUUCUCUACAACACCCCCUCCUCUGGUCACUGCCCAGCAAAUCCCUUGACCUUUUGGUCAUAGGGUGAGAAGAAGCUGGUCAUCUUUGUGUGUGGUGGAUAAACUGUGGUAGUGAGGCCAUGCCCUCAACAUCCUGUUGAUUUAUCACCUUUACUCAGCUCCUGUAUCCUGUACAACAGAAGAAGAGCCAUGGACCCUAAAUUCAUCAGCCUCCUGUGUCUUGGAUUCUGUCUGGUCCAGAGGAUCUGGGCACAAGUGGGUGAGUCCUCCCUAUUUCCAGGGUGUCGUGACAAGCCUAAACUCUCAGCCUGGCCGGGCCCUGUGAUUCCUCUACGAGGGAAAGUGACUCUUCAGUGUCACUCUUGCUUUGACUUUGUCAAAUUCAAAGUAGUAAAAAAACGUGGGACCCCCAUCCCUAAGCUCCAGAAUAGACUUUUCAAAAACAGCCUCACCAUGAGCCCUGUGACUGCAGCACAUGCGGGGACCUACAAAUGCUCUGUAUAUUACAGAAACACCCUUGCAUGGUCAGCAUACAGUGACCCCCUGGAGAUCCUGAUCACAGGUGUAUUCACAAAACCCUCCAUCUGGGCAUACCCAAGUCCUCUUGUGAAUUCAGGGGGAUAUGUGAUCCUGCACUGUCGCUCAGAAGUACUGUUUGGUAAAUUUAUCUUACACAAGGAGGGGGACUCACAGCUUUCCCAGCAGAUUAGUAAGAGGCUCCAUAAUGGGAACGCUGGGGCUAACUUCUCUAUGGAACCUAUGAUACCUGUCCAUGCGGGGACCUACAGAUGCUAUGGUUCUCACAGUCACUCCCCCUAUGAGUGGUCAGCCCCCAGUGACCCCCUAGAGCUCACAGUUACAGGUAUGUACAAGAAACCUUCUCUCUUGGCUCAGCCAAGCCAUGUGGUGAUGUCAGGGGAGAAUGUGACCUUGCACUGCCGCUCAGAGAGCUCAUUUGACGGGUACCAUCUGUCCAAGGAUGGGAAGACCCAUGAGUCCUGGCUCCCUGGAGUACAAAGUCACGAUGGUGCAUUCCAGGGUGACUUCCCUCUGGGCCCUGUGAGCCCAGCCCAUGGUGGGACCUACAGAUGCUAUGGUUCCUUCCAUCGAUCUCCCUAUGAGUGGUCAUACCCAAGUGAUCCUCUGCACCUUUUGGUCACAGGAACCUCUACAAGUACUUGCCUGUCACCCACAGAACCAAGCACCAAAACAGAUUCACAUUUUCCUCACGGACACCCCAGACAGCUGGACAUCCUCAUUGGACUCUCAGUGGUCUCCAUAUGCAUUGUCAUUUUCUUCCUUGCUCUUGUUUGUCACUGGUGCUCUACCAAAAGUACCACAGAUGCUUCUAUUACGGACAGAGAGCCAAAGGAAGACCAAACGAUGGAUGAUGAGUACCUUACAGCAGAAGAACCAGAGGAGGCGAUUUACGCCCAGUUGAACCACUGGACCCUCACACAGAGAAGAGUCACAUCCACUUCCCUGAGUCCCAAAUAUUCAUCACUUGAGCCCAGUAUCUUCAUGGGAUGCUCUGAACACCAAGCCCAGACUCAGGCCAGACCUUGUCCCCAGGUCCUGUGCACACAGAGCAUUACCAAGCAAGAACCUGUAUCAUAUUCCUAGGAGGAGUUCAUUCAUGGACACUCUUCCUUCUCAAACACAGCCUGACAGCUCCAAGAUGACAACAGUGGCGUCUAGAGACUUGUAGGUUCAUCUUUAAAAUCCUAGUAUCCCUUAGUAAACACCCAGAUAUUCUAGGAAACCUCCAGUGUAACUAUCCAGCCAUUUCAGAGCUUUUACUAUCCUUACCCUAGCAUUCUAAGAAUUUAACCACAAUUAUCCCACUUCUUCUGAAGUUCUUUUGAAAUAAUUCUAGAAUCUUAACACAUUUACUCAGCUCAUGAAAGCUUAAAUUAUUCAACUUAAUUUUAAGUAAUCAAAGUAUGUUUUACAUCUGUGAUUUCCAACAUGGUAGACAGUAGCCAUUUGUGUCUAAAUUGAUUAAAACUAAAUAUUCAGUUUCUCAGUUGCACCAGUCACAUUUCAAGUUUUCAAAAGUCACAUGUUGCUAGUGGGUACUGUAUUGCUGUAUUGCACAGCACAAAAUAUAGAACAUUUCCAUUAUCACAGAGGGUUCUAUUGAACAUCGCUGAUCUAGACUGAUGACCAAACAUGAAGAUGUAUGGUCCAUAGUCUCAUGGAGCUGGAUCUGAUUCACAGGUAAUGGCAGUAUGUAAUGUUUAUGCAUGAGAGAUGGGGGCAGUGUUGGUUCAGUGGGAGAAUUCUCACCUUCCAUGCAGGAGAAAAGACCUGGGUUCAAUUCCCAGCCAACGCACCUCAAGCACAGCCACCACCCCUCUGUCAGUGGAGGCUUGUGCAUUCCUAGGGUGCUGAACAGGCUUAAGCAGAGCUUCCAGACUAAGAUGGGUACUGGGAAGAAAAGCCUGGCAACCUACUUCAGACAAAUCAGCCCACGAAUACCCUGUGGAUCACAAUGAUCUAUCCCCAACUGAUCAUGGGAACGGGGCAGGAACUGGCAAUAUUUCAUUUCAUUGUGUUUGGGAUUGCCAUGAGUUGGGGCUGACUCAAUGGAAGCUAACAACAACGUGUGCAAGAGGGUCAUAUCAAAUUGGAUGUGAGUACCAAUUAGAAUCUCUUCUAGCAUGACUUAUCAACUCUCCUCCUCAUGGCAAUUUCUGCUGGAGAGAUUUCUACACAGCACUGAUGUGAGAAUGUCAUGUUCCAAGGGAUCUAUAGACAGGAUAAUUGAUAUAACAGAAGUAUCCACACAAUGGAUUACUUAUAUUUAGCUAUUAAAAAUAUAUAUAUAUAUAUUAAUACAUAAAAAAGUGGAUAAAUUAAAAAACGUAUCAGAGUGAAAUAAACCUUACAUAAAAAAGGACAUAAUGCAUGAUUCUAAUUAAAUUGGAAACAGUUGAAACUAAUCUAUGAUGAAAUAUCAGUAUAACAUUUGCCUUAGGAUGGUGGGGGCAGUAGUGGUCUGAAAAGGGGCAUGAGUGGACUAUUUGGAGUCAUGAUAAUGUUCUAUAUCUUGAUAGAUGUUUUAGUUUCUCAUGUGAAUGUAUUUGUGAAAAUUCAUCAAAAACUGCAAUUAAGGAGUGUGCAUUUCAUAACAUGUAAGUUGUAUCUCUUAACAAUAUGUAAGCAUAUAACGAACUUUCAUUGUUGAUAUGCAUGCUGACGUGUUUAGAGGAUAAUGUAUAGGUGCCAGCAACUUAUACUGAAAUACGCUUAAAAUAAGAUAGUUUGCUGCAUGGAGGAUAAUGGUUCAUAUAUAAUAAAGCACAUAUAGUAAAAUACCAAUCAAUUCUUCAUACUUCUUUCUCCUGGAUUC